UUUUUCGCUCUGUUUUCCUUUCAGCCGGUGUUGGAAUUUCCGUCUGGGGAUCGUUCCUAUUUCGGUCGCUCCAAAAACUUCUCGUCGUCUUCUUCUUCGGAUUUAGUGCUUAGUUCUGAAAUAGGUAUUAAUUUUUCUAGGGAUUCUUGGGGGAUACGAGAAAAGUUAUGUCGGAGGAGGCUCAGAAGGUCAUGCUAAAUGUUUACGACUUAAGCCAAGGCCUUGCUCGCCAGGUUUCUGCCUCUUUUCUCGGCAAAACUAUUGAAGCAAUAUGGCACACUGGUAUAGUUGUUUAUGGGAACGAGUACUACUAUGGAGCAGCAGGCAUUCAGCACGAUCCUGUUGGUAGGACUCCAUAUGGAGUUCCCCUCCGGUCGGUUGAGCUAGGGCUUACCCAUGUACCCAAGGAGAUUUUUGAUGAUUAUUUGCUGGAAAUAAGUUCACGUUAUACUCCCGAGACCUAUAGGCUCCUCACCCACAACUGCAAUAACUUGAGCAAUGAGAUAGCACAGUUCUUAGUUGGGACUCCCAUUCCCGAUUACAUCCUCCAACUUCCAAACGAAAUCAUGAACAGCCCAAUGGGAUCACUUAUCUUGCCCAUGAUCCAGCAACUAGAAACUACGAUGAGAUCUGGUGCAAUUCCUCAGCCUCAACAGUUUCUUCCGCCUACACAGAAGGCACGGCAGUCGGCUGUGCCAAGGGCUGUUGCAACAAACACAAGCAAACCCGUAGCUGCUUCAACUCCAAAUCCAGAAACAAGCCCAGACCAAAGCAACGCUGUAGCCAAAGCUGAAGUGAAAACGUCUACGGAUAAUGAGAAGAAACCUACAGCUGCAGACCCGCUCGGUGAAGCCAGGAGCAGGGUUCAAGAAGAAAUCACACGAGAGUUUGCUGCCAUCAUGUCCACCGGUACCAUACGUGCUAGUGAGGCUGCAGCUCUUGCCACUAGAAGGGUGAUGGAGAGGCAUGCGCAGAUAAAUACCCCAAUGCAACAGAGCUAAAAGUUGCUAAUUUGUUUUUUUUUAAUUAACCAGAGGAAGAUUCGUGCAUCAUUCU
Messenger RNA from Phalaenopsis equestris, 1056 nucleotides. Its product is annotated as desumoylating isopeptidase 1. Gene Ontology annotation, biological process: protein modification by small protein removal. The coding region runs from base 168 to 1001 and encodes 277 amino acids. The transcript has 5 exons. Lineage: Eukaryota; Viridiplantae; Streptophyta; Magnoliopsida; Asparagales; Orchidaceae. The record is from RefSeq and is a predicted model, not a curated record. Gene Ontology annotation, molecular function: peptidase activity.